GUGGUGCGGCCGCAGCCAGCGCAGCCUGGGCGCAGAUGCCCGGGCCUCUGCUCAGGCGCGGGUGCUGAGCCGCCAGGAUGCUCCGGGCUCCCGAGCUACGGCCGGGGGAGGCGGGGACGGCAGGCUGCAGCCCCCGCGCCGCACCACCCAUCCAGUCCAAGCCGCUUACCUCCUUCCUCAUCCAGGACAUCCUACGGGACCGCACGGAGCAGUGCGGAGGCCAAGCGGGCAGCCCGCAGCCGCAGCCACCGCCGCAGCCCCGGCGCCAGCCAGACCAGAGGCGAGACCCUGAGCCGGAGCCCAAGGGAGGAAGAGGCAGCGCCGGGGCGCCUGAGGACCAUAGGAGCGCCCGGCCCCGCGCCUCGCGGAGGGAGGCCGAGACGCCGGAAGAGACCGAGCCAGAUAGGCACCUUGAGACUUAUCUGCUGGACUGUGAAAACACUCCAGGCGCCUUGCCGAGCCUGCCCCCAACCCCCAAGCAGCCACAGAAGCGCUCCCGGGCCGCCUUCUCCCACACUCAGGUCAUAGAGUUAGAGAGGAAGUUCAGCCACCAGAAGUAUCUGUCGGCCCCCGAAAGGGCUCACCUGGCCAAGAACCUCAAGCUCACGGAGACCCAAGUGAAAAUAUGGUUCCAAAAUAGACGCUAUAAAACCAAGCGGAAGCAGCUCACCUCGGACCUGGGGGACCUGGAGAAGCACCCCUCCUUGCCGGCUCUGAAGGAGGAUGGCUUCUCUCGGGCCUCCCUCAUCGCCAUGCAUAACACUUACCCUUACUACCCCUACCUUUACUGCUUGGGAGGCUGGAGCCCAGCUUUCUGGUAACAACGCCGGCUCAGACAACCAUGUGUGAUCAAAAGCUGCCUUCCCCUGGUGGUCCCUCUGGAAGGCAGAAGGGCCCGGGGUCAGGGAGGACUGGGCCGCAAGAGACCUGCAGAACUGAAAGCAUUGGAGGUUUGCUUGGAAAUCCCAGAUUCUUCACUGGUGUGCCAAUGAAAGACCUGGGACAGGAAAUAACUUAAGAGCCAAAUAGGUCCCCCCACACGGGAAUGUAGGUCAUUUUUGCUUUGAGAGACCCGCUUGAAGUGGGGCGGGAUACAGCCAAGUGCUGUUUCCAGCAUCACUUGUGGAGGCUGCCCACAUCACCUGUGAGAAUUCUCCUCCUCCAGCUCCAUCCUCUUUUGUGACUGAGCAUCCGCUCCUCCUGAAGGGGGUGGGGGGGAGGGGAGGGGAGCUAAGAUGAGAUGUCACCUCCAGAAUUAAACUGAAGGUCAGACGCCUCUCAUUGGCCUUGGAGUAUGACCACGGGUUGCUCUCCAUCCCUGGGGGAGAGCAGGAAGCACAGGGUCCCACAGAGAAGCCUGUGGUGCUCAGGGCAGGUUGGCACAGGAUACAGAGAUGGGUAGGAGGAGAUGAAAAUAUAAGCUUCUUAUUCUUCCUUUUAAAAUAAUAGGCCAACUGAAGUAUUUACAGGGUGGCCCAAGCAGAACAAGAAGAACUCACUGUGGUUUUAAGACAAGCUGUCUAAACAGAAACUCUCCCUCAAGAGGUGGGCUGGGGCCGGAAGAAUCUCCCCGUGUCCAAGACAGUGGCUUAAGGAGAAGUCCCCACGCAUGCUGCUGCGGGGGGCCUCGCAUGUCUUUAUUAGCAAAAGGACCUUUUUGCCCUGGGCCUGAGAAUUUAGAAUGAGAAGGUUCCUGGAGUUUUCAGGCUGUAAUUCAUACAACACCAUGACAGGUAACAUAAUUUUUCAAGCCCCUUUUUGCCCUCCUUCUAUUUUUUUUGUUCCUUUUCCACAGCAGGGCUUCUUUUCAGUCCAGACUUUUAGUCUGACUGCACCUAACUUAUGCCUUCCUUAUUUAGCCUGAUCCCUAGUCUUUUUUUUUUUUUUUCUCUUUUUCAAAGUUUUCUCUCUCCUGGGUUAAAAAAAAAAAGAAAAAAAAGUAAAGGGAAGUAGAUUCUAAGUUAGCUAAAAGACAGGCAUUAAAAAAAAAAAAAAAAAACCUCACCACCUAGCAAUUCUUAUUUCUUUCCUUUAAAAAUAUAUAGCAUUAAAUCCCAAAUCCUAUUUAAAGUCUUGGCAGCUCCAGAAGGUCACUGCCGUUUUCGUAGGACUUUCUGGCGAACUCUUUGGCAUCCCUGCAGGCAGAGGAGGUGAGAGGUAUGGGGCUUCCACACGCAGGAACACAAUGCAGAGUGAAGGGUCAGUAGAUGCCCUUAGGCUGCCUGGUGGAAAUCAGUGGAAAUCAAGGGCUCUGGGGUGAGGGGUGGAGAAAAGGGGCCUGGCCUUCCGAAGCCCAACCCCCUGGGCAAGCUGACGGGGCUGAUAGCACUUUGCAGGAAGAGGCUAAGAAAAAGGAAACCGUUUUCAAAACACAGUAUUGCGGUUUCCAUCACCAAACAAUGAAACGAUCCCAAUGCUUCAGGAACUGUGUUUAACACCCAUUAAAAAAAAAAAAAAAAAAAAAGCCACCUGGUGACUUCAGAGAGAAGGAGGAGCGGGCACAGGAGAAAUGUGGCCACCCUUCUGUUUUUAUCCUGUUAUCUCAGGUGACCUGGUAGAGGGGAGACAUGGGAAUGAAAAAAGCCAGUUACUAAUGAGGUACCCCGAGGCCUGGAAAUCUCUUGAUCCCUCUACUUAAUACUGUUCAAUGAGAAACCUUCCAGUUUCCUCCUAUUAAAAAGGUCCAAUUUACUGUUGGUGGCAAAACUGCCAAAGUCAAGAGAGAGUUGGCUCAUUUCUAUCAUUGGAGCCCCACAUUGAAACACUGUCAGAUGCCACGUGCUGCCAACACAGGGAAGCACAGAAGGCCGGGCAGCCCAAACUGCUUUCUCCUUCUCACAUUCUCACACGUCUUCUAAGAUAAGCAUUCAGUGCUGGCUCUCUGGUCCGUACCCUUCCUCCCUACCUUCUGCAUUGAAUCCCUUCAACCUCCAAAUCUACAAGUAUUAAAUAUUUUACUAUGAGGUAUAUUGUGUUGGAAAAAGAAAAAAAAAAGUCUUUGUUUAAAAUUAUUUGGUUUGGUGACUCUCUCUUGCUUUCCCUCCUGUUGGAACUGGUCACUCACCCAUGUCCAAACUGGUAGAGCAACAUUUGAAGAGCUAGUAGAUCUUUAUCUGAUAGGUGAACUGCACGGUGCCCUGGACCACUUCACCCAGACAGCCUGGAUUUUGAUCCUGCUUAAUAAAUUCAUUGAGGUUCUCCACGUGCAUAACAAACUCUGCUCCAAUCUGUAACACACACGCCUGUGCAUUGAAGUUCAGUAAAGUACCCCAACCAAACUUUA
Molecule: messenger RNA, 3283 nt
Organism: Phacochoerus africanus (Common warthog)
Lineage: Eukaryota; Metazoa; Chordata; Mammalia; Artiodactyla; Suidae
Gene: NKX3-1
Product: NK3 homeobox 1
Exons: 2
Coding region: 78-821 (247 amino acids)
Biological process (GO): regulation of transcription by RNA polymerase II; cell differentiation
Cellular component (GO): nucleus
Molecular function (GO): DNA-binding transcription factor activity, RNA polymerase II-specific; RNA polymerase II cis-regulatory region sequence-specific DNA binding
Source: RefSeq, a predicted model, not a curated record